AAGCCCGGGCCCCGGGGAGCCACCCCGCCCCCCGGCCCGGCCGCGAGGCUCGCGCCCCCCGCCGGGUCCCCACCUCCGCGCCCGCCCCGCGGGUUGACCUGCCGAGCCGGCCCGCCCCGGCGCCCACCAUGUAUGCCUUUGUGCGGUUCCUGGAGGACAACGUCUGCUACGCGCUGCCCGUGUCGUGCGUGCGCGACUUCAGCCCCCGCUCGCGGCUGGAUUUUGACAACCAGAAGGUGUACGCCGUGUACCGGGGCCCGGAGGAGCUGGGCGCCGGGCCCGAGAGCCCCCCGCGCGCCCCCCGCGACUGGGGCGCGCUGCUGCUCCACAAGGCCCAGAUCCUGGCGCUGGCAGAAGACAAAUCCGACCUUGAAAACAGUGUGAUGCAGAAGAAAAUAAAAAUCCCCAAACUUUCUCUCAAUCACGUAGAAGAAGAUGGGGAGGUUAAAGAUUAUGGGGAAGAAGAUUUACAGCUUAGACACAUCAAGAGACCUGAGGGGCGGAAGCCGAGCGAAGUGGCGCACAAGAGCAUCGAGGCAGUGGUAGCCCGGCUGGAGAAGCAGAACGGCCUGAGCCUGGGCCACAGCACGUGUCCAGAAGAGGUCUUCGUGGAGGCCUCACCGGGCACGGAGGACAUGGACAGUCUGGAAGAUGCUGUUGUGCCUCGGGCUCUGUAUGAGGAGCUGCUGCGCAACUACCAGCAGCAGCAGGAGGAGAUGCGCCACCUCCAGCAGGAGCUGGAGCGGACUCGGAGGCAGCUGGUCCAGCAGGCCAAGAAGCUCAAGGAGUACGGGGCACUUGUGUCCGAAAUGAAGGAGCUGCGUGACCUCAACCGGAGGCUCCAGGAUGUGCUGCUCCUGAGGCUUGGCAGUGGUCCCGCCAUUGACUUGGAAAAAGUAAAGUCAGAAUGUCUCGAGCCUGAGCCGGAGUUACGGAGCACUUUCAGUGAGGAAGCAAAUACGUCGUCCUAUUACCCCGCUCCUGCACCUGUCAUGGACAAGUAUAUCCUAGACAAUGGCAAGGUCCAUCUGGGAAGCGGGAUUUGGGUUGAUGAGGAGAAAUGGCACCAGCUGCAAGUAACCCAAGGAGAUUCCAAGUACACAAAGAACUUGGCAGUCAUGAUUUGGGGAACAGAUGUUCUGAAGAACAGAAGCGUCACAGGAGUUGCCACAAAAAAAAAGAAAGAUGCGGUCCCAAAGCCGCCCCUCUCGCCCCACAAGCUGAGCGUCGUCAGAGAGUGUUUGUAUGACAGAAUAGCACAAGAAACUGUGGAUGAAACUGAAAUUGCACAGAGACUCUCCAAAGUGAACAAGUACAUCUGUGAAAAAAUCAUGGAUAUCAAUAAAUCCUGUAAAAAUGAAGAACGGAGGGAAGCAAAAUACAAUCUGCAAUAAACUUUGGAUUUUUCAUAAAGCCUUCUCGUUGUCCUUGCGUGGCGUGUGAUUUGCGGGUGAUGGUGUGAUCCAGAUCAGACCCCAUGGAGCGUGGUGGUGUGCGGGCAGGAAGCCGGUAGGGUUCUGGGAUCAGCGGCCUGUUCUGAACCUGGACUUCUCACUCCAAAGAAGGCAGACGGAUUUGCCCCAGAACCUGGCGCCCGUAUCAUCUGGGGACGGGGAAAGCACUUGUCUUUUUGGAGGGGGAUAAACUGUCUCUGAGUUGCCUAUCCCUUGAUGGAGAAUUUGAACUGAUAUUUUUACCAUUCAAGGACUUCUAUCUCUGUUCCUCUAUUUUGUUCUAAUAAAGUUUCAUUAAUUCUUUGA
This is a messenger RNA of Manis javanica (Malayan pangolin), 1760 nucleotides long. RefSeq names its product BEN domain containing 5 (gene BEND5). NCBI's taxonomy places the organism in Eukaryota, Metazoa, Chordata, Mammalia, Pholidota, Manidae. Gene Ontology annotation, molecular function: DNA binding. Gene Ontology annotation, biological process: negative regulation of DNA-templated transcription. The record is from RefSeq and is a predicted model, not a curated record.